CCUAUAUUAAAAACAUAUUAACGCCAACCUCUUCAACUGAUAUUGGUUUUUCAGCUCGCUGUUCAAAUCAUGAAACAUGAUAUGGAAGAAAUUUUGUUAGCUGAUUCUUGAUAAUACUAGUUCAAUAUGUGCCUUAUUAUCUUAUUGAGAGAUAGUUUUUUUUCUGUGGGAAAAAUCAUGAAGAAAUGACAUUCAUACUACUAUAAAAUUCUGUUAACAGAAUAAUUGAUAAACAAGACUUAAUGAUCAAUGGUCGGCAUUCUUAACUCUCCUUGUAUUCAGUAGAAACAGAGUCGAAUAUUGUAGUUGUUAGGGUUAUAUUUCCUAGGAAAUGGCUAAUAGAAAUACUGGAAUAUAGUUAAAAUAUUUACUUUUAAUUCGAGCGUUCAAGUAGUUGUGUAUUCUAGGACAUUAGCAGGCAAACAAAGCGGACAAUAUGUCUGCAACUAGUACAAGAACUGUUGUUAUUGCUGUUGAUAAUAGUGAACAUUCGGAAUAUGCAUUUGAUUUUUACGUAGAUAAUGUCCACAAAGAAGGCGAUCGUAUUGUACUGGUCCAUGUUCCAGAGUUCGGAGAUCUUCUCAAAACACCCGCAUUACUUACGGACCCGAACAUUGUGCAUGAUCUGUUAAAGGAAUGUGAGGAGAACACGAAGAAGCUGGUGGACAAGUACUCUGUCAAGAUGAAAGCAAAAGAUCUUUCAGGUAUCGUAAAACAGCAGUGUGGAAAAGCAGGGGAGGCAAUUCUUGAGGUGACGAAAACAGAAGGUGCCGCAUUGCUUGUUCUUGGAUCACGUGGCAUGGGUUAUGUGAGGAGAACAUUUCUAGGCAGUGUAAGCGACUUCUGCAUUCAUCACUGUAAAGUUCCUGUCAUUGUGUGUAGAAAUAAAAACCACCAUGACUCAUGUUUGCAAGAGACGUGACAUCUUACUUAUGAUCAGAACUGAUUUUCUUUUUGAUAAUGAUAUACUUUGAUUUUCUAUUACAUUUUGACUCGUAUUUACAUCAUAUCAUUUUACUUACAAUUUACAUAGUAAAGAUGUUUGGUAAGAGAUUUGCCUCCUGUUUGAGUGGACAAAUAUAUAUAUCAUCUUUAAUUAUGGAAAUAAUUAUCCGAUAUCAACAAAAUUAUCUGCAAAAUAUGUUUAUGAAAGGAAAAUUUUAACCUCUCCGUUACGUUAUAAAUUUACAUUGGUUUAGGAAAUGAGAUUUGAAAUGUCAAAUAACAUCAGUAAGCCAAAUGAAGUCAAGAAAAAUGAUACCUCUCUGCUAAAUGUAUGUCCGCCAUUUUUCAUUUAAAGAUAUUAUCUUUCUGUAUGCAUAUCUAUAUAAAUAUUAUUAUUUCUUCGCGCUGCCAUAACAGUUCAGAUACCUUCGUGUUUAUAUAAAUGCGCGCAUGAAUUUAAACGUUGCAAUAUUAUAUAUCAAUAAAUAAGUGAUUUUAUAUUUGUCUGAGGGCAGUCGUAUUGGCCCAAGGCUACAUGUACUUAUAAUAUUUCACAUUUAAUCCUUGGAUAUAAACACUACUAAAUCAUCACGCGAAUGUUUAGAAACGGAGAAUAUUUUGUUUCAUUUAUGCAACCUGUCGGCGUCUACACAUAGACCGAGUUUAAACAAACUGGCUGCCAGUUUCCCAGUUUCUUGCAGAAAUCUAUAUCAUUUUUGGUCCUGCCUUAUUAGCCAAUCAAAUUACUUCAAAUGCGGGCUUUAUAUCUAUAUUAUUUUUCGGCCGAAAAAGUGAUAUACUCGUAGAUAUUGGCAUUGUUUUAAGGCAGGCUAUCAUGUUAUUGAACGUGGCAGGUGCUUUAUUAUAGGACUUAUAAUGUAAAGUUAUAAAUAUAUAACAUAAUAACAUAUAACAUAAUGUGUAAAAACGCAUUUAAACUUCAAACUUUUAUCUCUGCCUUUAACGUUAAAGUCAACAGAAAAUAGUGUAUGAGAUUGUGGUAUUUCUUUAUUAAUUAAAACAAAUUAAGGAAAAGAAUGCACAUCAUUAACAAAUGAUUGCGGUAACCUGUUUUUUUUCCAAAAUCAAAACUAUUUUUAUUAUAUAAAUAUUUAUCCACUCAUAAUAGAUGUAAAUGUCUAAAUCAACAUCUUUGGUGUUAUAAAUGUAAGUGAAAUGAGGUAAUUUUAUGUCAAAAUGUAAAACAAUAACAAAAGAAAACAAAAAAUAUAAUGAUUAUUAAUCAUUUAUUUCUUGUGUUUAUAUAUUGUAAUUUUUGUAAUAACCGUAUUAAUCAUCAACAUUAUAUCAUAAUAAAAGUAACAUUUUGUCAUACUUUAUUAAAGACGCUAGCUUGACGAGUUUAUUGGCCGGCGACAAAUCUUAUUUUACUUUUAUCAUUGAUAUCAUUAAAUAAUGAAAAAGACUUAAACACCAUGUACAUAUAAAACAGAAUUAUAAAAUUGUUAAGUUACCAACACACUUAGCAUAGACGGUUGACCUAUGGCAUUUACUUACUGUAGUAAAGAAAUAAAUUGUACUCACUACGUAUACAAGAUAAUAAACAAAUUAUGUUAACAAAUAUAGAUUGUAAUUUGAAAUGUGAGUAAAUGAAAUAAUAAUUUGAAAUAAUUUUGAACUUGA
This is a messenger RNA of Ruditapes philippinarum (Manila clam), 2589 nucleotides long. RefSeq names its product universal stress protein in QAH/OAS sulfhydrylase 3'region-like. The record is from RefSeq and is a predicted model, not a curated record. The coding region runs from base 437 to 922 and encodes 161 amino acids. The transcript is spliced from 4 exons. NCBI's taxonomy places the organism in Eukaryota, Metazoa, Mollusca, Bivalvia, Venerida, Veneridae.